CAAACUCACAGCUGGCAGUGCUGGCAAUAAAACAAGGCAUUGCCACACCAAAAUGAGGAUGAUUGCGGGCCAAUUAUUGGCUGGCCAUCCCCCAGACGACACUGUCUGAGUCUGCCACAAUGGAGGAACGCGCCCUCAUAGCGAACAUUGCGACAAUUAUAACCAAGGACAUGCUCAUCGAUGGAGCGCACAAACGCGCUAAUGCUGGCAUUGACCUUAUGGCCGCUCCAAGCUGCUAUCCACUGUUGGCGCCCAAUGACGAUGACGAGGCCGAAGCCUUUGCGCUAAUGCAGCAACAACAACGGGCUGCGCCAUCAACAACCAUGAAGAACAAGAAGCUGAAGAGACGAUCUAUGCCGGCCGCAAGGCAGCGGAAAUUACCGAAGCUGCAAUGGAAAUACGCAGAACUGAACUUGCUACACCGCUACGUAGAUGCCGAGUUCGAGUCAUAUUUGCAUAUUCGGAAGCUCACUUUUCUGAGAAUCCAACAAACGCUGGAGGAGACGCUGCAGAGGAAUGCGUUGCCGGGCGCACCCACACCACAAACGACACUGUCGCUAUCUAUGUGGAAACUGGCCACCGACGAGCACUUCGAGGAGAUUGCCCGGAAGUUUCAGCUGCCAUGGUCGCUGUGCCAGCAGGUGGUGCGCAGCUUUUGGCACAUCAUAUCCGACAACUACGAGAGCUUUAUUAAGUGGCCCAACUCGUUGGCGGCACAGCAGAGCACGCUGCAGGGCUUCCAGCAAUUUCCACAGCUGCGCUGCUUUCAGCAGCUCUUUGGCGUGAUUGCGCUCAAGCGGCUGGAUAUGUUCUUGGAAUGCGAGCACGCUGAAGUGGCUGUUGUGCUGCAGUUGAUAUGCAAUGCAGAGGAUAAAAUCAUAGACUGCUACGUGGAGCUGGCGCAGGACUACAGCUUCGAGGAGUCGCCCAUAGGGCAGACGCUGGCGCUAAAUGCGCGGACCAUGCCCGCGGGCUCCUAUCUCAUCGGCAGCAGCGCCUUUCCGCUGAAAUCCUAUCUGAUUCGGCCCAUUGAGGCAGAGUGCUUUCGCAAGGAUGCCGUGUUCAAUGGCCUUCUGGAACCGGCCUUCCGAUUGGCCGAACGCGUCCUUGAUGCACUGGCGCGUCGUUUCAACGCUCUCUACGCCCUGGAAGCGCGCGACCUGAACGAGGUCCGUCUGAUUGUGGAGAGUAUUUGUGCGAUGCACAAUCUCUGUUUGGAAUUCAGUGACGAUUACUUAGAGCAGCAGUCGAGUGAAGCACCGGAGGAUCAGAAAUUCAGCUGGGGAAGUAUUGUCAAGGAGUUCAAGGGUAGCGAAAAGGAUGCUAAGGGCGUGCGACGACGUGUAGAACUGCUGGAUGCAUUGGUAGCCUUAGAAGAGGGAGACUGAGU
Molecule: messenger RNA, 1390 nt
Organism: Scaptodrosophila lebanonensis
Lineage: Eukaryota; Metazoa; Arthropoda; Insecta; Diptera; Drosophilidae
Exons: 2
Coding region: 120-1388 (422 amino acids)
Source: RefSeq, a predicted model, not a curated record